AUGUCUCAUCAAACAAGUAAAGGUGAACAAUUUAUUUUAAUUGUUACUGCUAUUAUAUUACCACCAUUAUCUAUAUUCUUUGCUAAAAGAUAUUCAUUGGUAAAUAAAGAAUUUUGGAUUAGUGUUAUUUUAACAUUAAUUGGUCAUUUACCAGGGGUUAUUUUUGUAUUAUAUUAUUUAUUAUAUAUUGAAUUUCCAAAAAAUAGAGAAAGUUAUAUUAGAUUAAAUGAUGAAGAAACUGGUUUAACUGAAGAAGGAGAAGAGGCGGAAGAACCCCAACCUCCACCUGAAUCAAUUUUAGCUCAACAUGAACAAGAUUUACCAACUUAUGAAGAGAUUGUUAAAAAGGAUACCGCAUAUGAUGUAAAAGAUCAUAAAGUUCAACAUUAG
Messenger RNA from Insectozyma verbasci, 390 nucleotides. NCBI's taxonomy places the organism in Eukaryota, Fungi, Ascomycota, Pichiomycetes, Serinales, Debaryomycetaceae. The record is from the annotation of a GenBank genome assembly.